CCUGCUGGCUAACCACGGUAAUUUGUGCUGCAGUUCAACGUUAAGAAAUCCACGGAGCCGGUCCAGCCUCGCCCUCUUCUGAAGUUCCCAGACAUCUAUGGCCCCAGGCCUGCGGUGACGGCUCCGGAGGUCAUCAACUACGCAGACUACACACUGGGGACCACAGAGGAGCCUGCUGCGCCUGCCAGUCCCCCUGCCCCCAGUGACAGUCGCCUCAAGAGGCAGGUCACGGAGGAGCUGUUCAUCCUUCCUCAGAACGGCGUGGUGGAGGACGUGUGCGUCAUGGAGACCUGGAACCCAGAGAAGGCGGCCAGCUGGAACCAGGCCCCCAAGCUGCACUACUGCCUGGACUACGACCGGCGCAAGGCCGAGCUGCUGGUGACCCGCCUGGAAGCUGUGACCAGUGACCACGACGGCGGCUGUGACUGCUACGUCCAAGGCAGUGUGGCCCACAGGACCGGCUCCGUGGAGGCCCAGACAGCGCUGAGGAAGCGGCAGCUGCUCACCACCUGGGAGGAGGGCCUGGUGCUGCCCCUGGCAGAGGAGGAGCUGCCCACAGCCAUGCUGACGCUGACCCUCAGGACCUGCGACCGCUUCUCCCGCCACAGUGUGGCUGGGGAGCUCCGCCUGGGCCUGGACGGGGUGUCUGUGCCUCUGGGGGCCGCCCAGUGGGGCGAGCUGAAGACCUCGGCUAAGGAGCCGUCUGCUGGAGCUGGAGAGGUCCUCCUGUCCAUCAGCUACCUCCCGGCCGCCAACCGCCUCCUGGUGGUGCUGAUCAAAGCCAAGAACCUGCACUCCAGCCAGGCCCGGGAGCUGCUGGGGAAGGAUGUCUCUGUCAAGGUGACCUUGAAGCACCAGGCUCAGAAGCUGAAGAAGAAGCAGACAAAACGGGCCAAGCACAAGAUCAACCCCGUGUGGAACGAGAUGAUCAUGUUCGAGCUGCCCGACGACCUGCUGAGGGCGUCCAGUGUGGAGCUGGAGGUGCUGAGCCAGGCCGAGGCGGGCCAGAGCUGGGCCCUGGGCCACUGCAGCCUGGGCCUGCACGCCUCUGGCUCCGAGCGCAGCCACUGGGAGGAGAUGCUCAAAAACCCCCGCAGGCAGAUUGCCAUGUGGCACCAACUGCAUCUGUAGGGCCCCCAGCCCGGCCUCCCUGGGCACAGCCCGGUCCUGCAGCCCCACGGUCCUCGGUCCUCGCCAACUCCCCUUGCGCCCGCCCUCCUUUGCGCUCAGAAGGCAGAACGGAUGUGUUAGCAAAGCCCAGGACCCUUCCCCUCUCACCACACUCCCGUUUUUAUAUAUAAAAAAAAAAUCACAAAGCCCGCCGGGCAGUGUGUGGAAACGGGACGUUAGGGCCACAGGAGCAGGUAGGCACUUCUGCUCACCUGUGUCCUGGAGAGUCCCGCACCAGGGGCACCCGCAGGCAGGUGUUGCAGGUGAGGUGGGCCAGGGGCGGGGAAGCUUUAGCUGAGGAAUUCUGGGUGCAAAGAAGAUGGUGACUUUUUAAAAAUAAGCAUCUUGAAAAAUAAAGAAAACCGUCCCGGAUCCACCCAUCCAUCAGGUCAUGGGGUGAGUGGCAGCUUGGCCAGCUCCAGCCCCAGGCAGGGACCAGCGAUUCUCAGACACUGGAACAUGAAGAAUCACCAGCAGAUCCCCGGCUGCCUGGGGGCGUCCCAGGUCAGUGUCCCCGGCCACGGCCCAGGCGCCUUCACCUUCAACCAGCACCAGUGAUUCCGACGCCGAGCGGGAGGACUGUGCUGGAGAGAUCCUUCUACAACAUUCCAGACAGCUCCAGCCAGCCCUUGACCGGCCAGGGGCGCCCAGUUCAAGGCCGGACUCCUCAUCUUAGAGUGGACUUAGAUAUCCUCUGGUUUUCAUUUACUUUAAUUCUUAAUUUAAAAAACUAUGCUUUUCCGAUCCUGCUCUUGGACGGCAUUGUGUGUAGUUGCUUUUUUAAUUGAAGAACUUUAUUGUUUUAUCUUCA
Messenger RNA from Ictidomys tridecemlineatus (thirteen-lined ground squirrel), 1981 nucleotides. Lineage: Eukaryota; Metazoa; Chordata; Mammalia; Rodentia; Sciuridae. The record is from RefSeq and is a predicted model, not a curated record.